Messenger RNA from Thalassophryne amazonica, 707 nucleotides. Its product is annotated as homeodomain-interacting protein kinase 2-like. The record is from RefSeq and is a predicted model, not a curated record. Gene Ontology annotation, biological process: peptidyl-threonine phosphorylation; peptidyl-serine phosphorylation. Gene Ontology annotation, cellular component: nucleus; cytoplasm. The transcript has 5 exons. NCBI's taxonomy places the organism in Eukaryota, Metazoa, Chordata, Actinopteri, Batrachoidiformes, Batrachoididae. Bases 1 to 678 code for a protein of 225 amino acids. Gene Ontology annotation, molecular function: protein serine/threonine kinase activity; ATP binding; protein tyrosine kinase activity.
AUGCUGCUCUGUUCCUCUUUGCUCAGAGCUCCAGAGGUCCACUUAGGACUGGCCUAUGCGGAGGAGAUCGAUAUGUGGUCACUUGGUGUGUCUGUGGCUGAGCUGGCUAUGGGAACGACCCCGUAUCCUGGACAUCAUCCCUAUGAUAUGGUUAAGUUCAUUGUGGACACUCAGGGUCUGCCCCCAGACCGCCUCCUCUGGUUGGGACCACAUACCAACCACUGCUUUGAGAGACAGCGCAUCAACGGUCAGGACACCUGGACACUGAAGACUCCUGCAGUGAUUCAAAUGGAGACGGGACACAAAUUCUGCGACAGCAGAAAGGUGGUGUUGACCUGUCUGGAGGACAUCAUGGAGCUGAUGGACACAAACACAACAGAGAAGGAGGGUCGUCAGUUUGUGGACCUUCUUAACUGCAUGAUGUGCCUCGACACAGAACAGCGGAUCAGACCUGCUGCUGUUCUGGAACACCCCUUCCUGGUAGAGGACAGUCGGCAGACAGAUGAACCGCUCGUUUGGGCCAAGGAAACUCUGGACCAGACUGAGGACGUCACCCCCAUCGUGCAGGAGGAGGAAGAAGAACCAGCAGCCAUCCAGCCCGAGGCACAAGCAGAGACCAGGACCACCUGGAGGAGACAUCUGACUCAGGCUGUCAGGAGGAUGUUCUGCCUCUGCUGACACCUGAGUCUGUGUGUGUGUGUGUGUGU